CCAUAUGGCGGCCCGGAAGAAAGCAGGAGGUCCCUCCUCACCUUUCCUAGCAGGAGGUCCCCCACCUCACCUCUCCUCUCCUCAUGGCGCCCGCCGCCGCCUCCGCCACCAGGACAGAGUCGGAGAGCAAGACGCGGCAAGAUGCACAAGACAAGCGGUGGCUUCAAACCCUCUCCGAGCCCGAGCUCGGUUUGUUGAUCGGCCUCAAGGAGGUUGCCAUGACCCGGGCCUCCAACGCCGGCCAUCCUGACCUCGCCGACAGAGUCUUCCAUGUCCGCGCGCUGCGGGCUCUUGUGUUCGUUUUGCUGGAAGAGUUGAAAGAGCGACUAAGACAAGCCUCGGUUAAUACGAGCAUCUUGGAGACGCUUGCCUUGCUAAAUGGCCAUGAUCAUGAGGAGGUGGUCAGGCCCAGCCAAGAUGUGAUGCCAAUGCCAAAUGGUAUCAAAAAGAAACGGAAGCAGAUGCAGGAUGGGUGCGAUGGAGAGGAUGCCCAGAGUCCAAAGAGACGAAAAGCAACAGGAGUGCCAAAACCACAAGGGCGUGUUAAAUCUGACUAAGUAGAAGCGGACUCCAACUGAACCCGCCGCUGUUGGAAUGGAAAUGGCUCUGUCGUCAGUCUAGCCUGAGCAAGUAGCUGCAAACUACAGUGCCUGAUGGAUGUUAUUCUGACAUGUAAACCAGCCCUCCAUUCUCACUGCAGCAGUUUUACACGAAUUGGCAGCCAGACAGUUCAUAGAGCUGAUUGUUAGUUCGAUUGAUUAAUGAUGGCAAUGAUACACAGUUGGUACUUGACAGGGCUGCUCCUUUGUGCACUUUUGCUGAAAGAUGAGGACUGCAAUUGUAAUUGCAACCUCAGUGGCUCAGCCCUCACUUUCGAUCCUUGUAUAUCAUACAUGUCUAGUACUGAUUCAAUCAAUCUCAGUCGCUUGUCCA
This is a messenger RNA of Panicum virgatum (switchgrass), 933 nucleotides long. RefSeq lists its product as uncharacterized. The coding region runs from base 84 to 557 and encodes 157 amino acids. The transcript is spliced from 4 exons. The record is from RefSeq and is a predicted model, not a curated record. Lineage: Eukaryota; Viridiplantae; Streptophyta; Magnoliopsida; Poales; Poaceae.